Molecule: messenger RNA, 4082 nt
Organism: Sesamum indicum (sesame)
Lineage: Eukaryota; Viridiplantae; Streptophyta; Magnoliopsida; Lamiales; Pedaliaceae
Gene: MET18
Product: ARM repeat superfamily protein
Cellular component (GO): cytosolic [4Fe-4S] assembly targeting complex
Source: RefSeq, a predicted model, not a curated record
UAAACAAAGAGACUCCUUAAAACCCUCAUCCCGGAAAAAAGAAAACCCUUAAACCUCAACUUCCCCGUUCUCCACAAAUACACUGGAAGAAUGGCCGAUUCGAUUCAAUGGAUCCAGCACGUCGAGUUGUACGUCAGCUCCUCCGCUACUCCGUCUCAGCAGGUUGCGAGUGUUGACGCGGUUGCCACUUUGUUAAAGAAUGAUUUGUUAACUCUGGAGGCACUUGUGAGGGAGAUGGAGAUGUAUUUGACUACUACUGAUAGCAUUAUCCGCUGUAGAGGAAUUCUUCUCCUUGGCGAACUUUUGGCACAACUAACAUUGAAGCCCUUGGAUAGUACUUCAAUACAUAGUCUAAUAGGAUUCUUCACAGAAAGACUGGCAGAUUGGAAAGCAUUACGAGGUGCAAUUGUUGGUUGCUUGGCAUUAUUGAGGAGGAAAAGUGAUGUUGGAAGGGUAACUGAUAGUGAAGCAAAGGCUGUUGCUCAAUCUUAUCUCCAAAAUCUGCAGGUGCAGUCCUUGGGGCAACAUGAUAGGAAGCUCAGCUUUCAACUUAUGGAAUGCUUAUUAGAUCGCUAUGCUGGUGCAAUGGCUGAUUUGGGAGAUAACCUUGUAUAUGGAAUCUGUGAAGCUAUUGAUGGAGAAAAAGAUCCUCAAUGCUUAUUGCUCGUAUUUCAUAUAGUGGAAAGUCUUGCACAAUUAUCUCCCGGUCCUUUAGCAAAUUUUGCUGAGGAUCUGUUCGAAAUUUUAGGUUGUUACUUUCCCAUCCAUUUUACACAUCCGAAAGGUGAGGAUGAUGAUGUGAAGAGAGAGGAGCUCGCAAGGGCAUUAAUGCUGGCAUUUGCUUCUACACCUCUUUUUGAACCAUUUUCUAUCCCGUUGCUGCUUGAAAAACUGUCUUCUUCUCUACCAUCAGCUAAGGUGGAGUCAUUUAAGUAUCUUAGCUAUUGCACCGCAAAAUACGGACCGGAAAGGAUGGCAAAACAUGCUGAAGCUCUCUGGGCUUCUCUGAAAGAUACGACCUAUCUUUCACCUCAAUCUAUGCUAUCAAUGGAGCCUGAAUCUAUGAGCAGAAUGAAUUUUCAGGAGAGUGAUGUUAUGACAGAGGCUUUUGUACUUCUGCAGGAAGUUAUUCGACAAUAUGGAGAAUUUAUUAGUUUAAUUAUAGGUGACAAUGACAUAAACGCAUUUCUGAUCUCCCUGAAUCAGUAUAAGGGAUUUGAUGAUAUUCCUUUACAAGUCAAACAGAAAUUGCAUGCAGUUGGUCAUAUUCUGUCAGCUUGUGCUAAAGCCUCUGCAGCAAUGUGCAAUAAGGUCUUCGAGAGUUUCUUUCCUUUCCUCAUGGAUGGUUUAGGCCUUUCAGUUGCACAACCGUCACAAAAUAAUAGCUAUCUAGAUGAAGAAUGUUUUUCUCUGGCCAAAUUUAAAUUUGGACCCCUUUAUCUCUGCAUAGAACUUAUUGCUGCAUGCAAAAGUUUGACCCUGUCCCUUUACAACUGCACAUCGAUCCAUGAUUUUCCUCAUCAGAGAUGGUGUUCACUGCUUAGCAGUUUCUCUGAAUCACUUGUAAAGGCCUUCGUUUCCAUGUUAAGAUCAAAUGUUGCUGAUAAUGAACAGAGUGCUUAUGUUUACUGUGGAGUUAAGGGCUUGCAAAUUCUGGCUACAUUUCCGGGAAGCUUCACACCAGUAUCCAAGUCAGUUAAUGACAAUAUUUUCUUGGAGCUUGUGUCAAUCAUUACUUCUGAUAGCAAUAAGACAUUCGAGUGGACAUCAGCGCUGAAGGCAUUAGUAGAGAUUGGUUUCUCUAUUGAUAAAUGCCUCGACUCUGAGAAAGCGGCAAGCUUUGAGAGUACUGUCGUGGAAAAGAUUGUUUCCCUGAUAUCUUCUCUUGAUUCCGCUAUACCUUUAUCACUCAGAUUGCAAGCAGCUUUCGAAAUAGGAGCUACGAGGAAGGAUUUUAUGCUGAGAGUUGUCCGAGGGUUGGAUGAAUCUAUAGAUACCAAUUUCUCUGCAGUUUUUGAUCAUGGGAAUCACAAGUCUGAUGAACUGACAAUCAAGCUUCUUGAUACUUAUUCUCAGAAGGUGCUUCCCUGGUUUCUUGAGAUUGGAGGUUCUGAGGAAGUUCAGCUAAACUUUGCUCUUAGAAUCUGGGACAAGAUUGAAAAUUUUAGGGCCUUAAACCUCAGUCCUCCAGAAUUUACAAGUAUAUCUUAUCAGGAUCUUCUUGGUGCAACAAUGACUGCAAUGAAGAAGGCUGUUGCAAGUUGUUCGGAGGAAAGCCAGGAGAUAAUUAUCAAUAAAGCUUCAGGAGUACUCUUUUCAAGUACUGUUUUUGGGUCUAUGGGAUUUAAAUCUGGAAGUUCUAUACUCAAAGAGGAAGGGUUGCAGCAAACUCAAAACUAUGGCAAUUCUUCUGGUAGAGAUGAAUGGCUUACUUCAUUAUUUGCUUCAGUUGUUGUAGCCCUCCGUCCUCAAACAGGGAUCUCAAAUAGAAAAAUGAUAUUGCAAUUGUUCAUAACAAGCCUUCUCAAUGGCCAUGUUCCAUCAGCUCAUGCAUUGGGUUCUUUAGUUAACAAGCUACCUUUGGAAACCAAAGGAAUCAAAUCAUCUCGAAGUUUGAGUUUAAAUGAGGCGUUGGAUAUGAUAUUUCAUAGUUUUGUGGGGACUUGUCGCGAUGAUAGUACUUCUGGAAAUGAUGGCAGUGGGGUUAAUAUUAAUAGUUUAAGACUGAAUACCUCAAGAAUACAAUUAGAGUUUAACACUGUUAUUGGAUUAGCCUGGAUUGGUAAAGGAUUACUUAUGAGGGGUCAUGAGAAGGUAAAAGAUAUAACAAUGACUUUAUUGAGUUUCUUGACUCUGGAUUGUGAAGCUGGGGUCUCGAAACAGUUCCAGAAUCUGGCCGAAGUUUUAGAUGAGGAAGGCGUGCAUCAGCUAAUGAAAUGUGCAGGAGAUGCAUUUCAUAUCAUUAUGAGUGACUCUGGAGAAUGUCUGAAUCGUAUGUAUCAUGCAACUGUACGACCACUGUACAAGCAACGGUUUUUCAGCACUAUCAUGCCAAUUUUGUUAUCCUUGGUAGUAAAAUCUGAAUCAUCAUUUGUGAGAUCUAUGCUAUACAGAGCCUUUGCACAUGUUGUCUCUGAUACUCCCCUGACUGCUAUUCUGGGAGAAGCCAAGAAGCUGUUCCCUAUAUUAUUGGAAUGCUUGUCCACGCUGAGCAAGGAUGUAUCUGACAAGGGAAUUAUCUACAGUGUGUUGCUUGUCAUAUCUGGAAUAUUACUGGAUAAAAAUGGACAAGAAGCUGCAGUAGAAAAUGCAUCCAGCAUUGUCAACCAACUCAUUGAACUAACUGCCUACCCUCACAUGAUGGCAGUUCGAGAAACAGCAAUUCAAUGCCUUGUUGCUGUGUCUGAACUUCCCCAUGCAAGAGUUUAUCCUUUGAGAACCAAGGUUUUGCGAACCAUAUCCAAGGCACUUGAUGAUCCUAAGCGAAUUGUUCGUCAAGAGGCUGUCAGAUGUCGGCAAGCUUGGGCUUCAAUUGCAUCAAGAAGUAUUCACUUCUAAAAAUAAAUGAAGGAUUUCCAAUACUAAGCUGAUUGGGCUUGCAGAUUGUCUGAAAUGUGCAUUAUUACUGAUGGUGUUGAUAAAACCUGGGAAAUAUUUCCUCAGGCAUCAACUGUAACAUGUGCAGCAUUCAUAUAGUAUUGAUGUCAUUUGCUCAUCCACCUGGACAUGUAUUGUUAAACCCCGACUUGAGUUGCUGAGAGCAGACAUGCGGUCCUGAUGAGAUCCCACAAGUUUUGCCUCGUAAAAUCUCUCUGGUAGUCUAUGUCACUGCAUAUGUAAUCAACAUCUUUCAAUGGUUAUUUGAGCAACGACGACCCUUGUCAGUCGUCUGUGAUAUAUUGUUGUUGAAUCGCUAAGGGUAUGAUCGGUAAAUAGUAUGAAGAUUUGGACUCUGUAACGGUCUGUGUUUAUGGAUGAAACUCAUCUCAGAACAUGUUGAACUUUUAGAUUCGCAUUGAAGAUGUGUAUUGGUGGUAUAUGUUCUCGUAAAUGGAUGAAUGAAAAUUAGGCCUUUUUGUUCA